GCAGCAUAACAAAGCGGAAGAAGCAGCAGCGGCGGCAACAGCGUCCCGGACGGGGGCCACGGCAGCGCCCGCUAAUGCUCGGAGACCCCCCUGCCGCGCAGCGGCCAUGCGAAGUUUAGAAACUCGGGGGUUGCUUUUGAUGCCGCCGUCGGGCUCCUCGGCUGCUCCCGCGGGCCCCCUGGGAUCAUAAAGGCCCCGCCCCUGCCCGGCGCCUGCAAAAUGCCACUCCGCAGACCAGGGAAAAGUUGUCUGUGGCUCGGCUACAGCAAGAAGUUGCCCGAAAUAAGAGUGACGGAACAAUGCGCGAGAAGCUGGUACAUGAGUUGGAGGAAGAGCGACAUUUGAGACUUGAAAGUGAAAAAAAACUACAAGAAAUGACACUGGAAUCUGAGCGCCACAGGGUUCAAAUGUGUGGACUGCAGCAGCAGUUUUCAAGAAUGGAAGAAACAGUGAGGAACCUACUACAAAGUCAAGGAUUAUCUGAGCCAAAUGGAAAAGAACCUGUGACCAUAUUAAAAUCAUAUCAGGAAACGUUAAUGCAAGAGGGCAAGCAGUGCAAAACAGGAGUGGAAGACAUUUGCAUGUCAGAUAAAAAUUCAAGGAAUGAAAACAGCAGCAGUGGAGAGGAAAAAGGCAAAACAAAAUUACUCUUGGAACGGCUGAAGGCUCUGGAGGCAGAGAAUUCCGCACUGGCUAUGGAAAAUAAAAAUCAGAGAGAGCAGUAUGAAAGGUGUCUUGAUGAGGUAGCCAAUCAGGUUGUACAAGCGCUGCUUACUCAGAAGGAUCUGAGGGAGGAAUGCUCGAAGUUGAAAACAAGGGUUUUUGACCUAGAACAACAAAACCAAACACUAAAUGUGCUAUUCCAGCAAAGAGUGAAACCAACAUCUGGCAUACAGUUUCAGGAAUGCCAACAGAAUAUGAAAUCUGGAAUACCUGCCUUGAAAUGCCAGAGUCAGUUAAAUGGGAUUGGACCUCACCAAGUUUAUCCUCAAAGCAGCUGCAGCAGCAGUGAACUCUCCUUGUCAAGUGCCUGCAGUGAAUAUUCCAGCAGUUCCUCCUGGAACGAUGGGAAAGCGUGCCGGAAAAAGUCAGUAAGCUGGGAUAAAAGGAUAAGUGUAGGCUCUUCAAUCCCCAGCAACCAUUCCAGUCCUGCUGAUGAACUACCUCCAACUCGUAUCAAGGAAAUCCACAUUUUGGAUGGGCUAAAGAAGCUACACAAGCAAAAAAUAUUACUAGAGCCACCUUCUGUUAUAUCCAAAUGGGGAUACAAAGAUUGCAUGGAUUCUAACGAAGGAAUCUAUUCUCCAGGAAUUAAGUACAGCAGUCAUAAAGAACAGGCCAGCGGCAUGCCUGAAACGGAGAGAGCUUGCAUAGAUCACCAGAAAAUCUUUGUGUAUGAUUCUGAUUCCCAUGAGGAUGCAGAUGAUGACUCUUCAUCUUUAGCAUUACUAUAUGAAGUACCGAGGAAAGACUGUCGGCACUACUGUAAUAAAUUAACUCACAGCGUUUCUGACAGCUUAUUUGGCUGGGAACCUGAUAGAAGGCAUUUAUCAGAAAUAAGUUCUUAUUUUAAUUCAAAGGAAAGGCCUGAAAAACUGACUAGUUUUGUCAAUGAAUUUCAGUUGGGUGCAAAAUCGUGCACUAGUAUUAAGCUGCCUGUGCUGCAGAUAGAUAAAAGUCUUUCCAGUGUAAGCUGGAGAGACCUUAAUUUACACCUUUCAGAUACUGAUGACAAUGAAAUCCUUGAUGAAUUACAUAUAGAAAGCAGCGAUGAGAAAAGCCCAUCAUAUUUGUCAUUAGCACCUUUUGCAGAAAAGAACACAGAGAACUCUGAUGUGCAUAUGGAGAAAGAGAGCACUCAACUGGCAUCUUCUGAAAAACAAGCUAAUCAGAUGCCUACUCGCUCAGAUAUUAGGACAAAGGCAUGUAAUUUUAUUAAGCAGCAAAAAAUUAUUAAGAAGACUUCUUCAGAAGAAUGUAUUACAGUAAUAUUUGAUGCUGAAGAUGGCAAACCUAUUGAAUUCAAUUCACAUCAGGCUGGAGUUGUUACUGUAACUAGAAAUGAAAUUUCAAUCAACCAGCCAUAUUCUGGGUUCAAUGCAGAAAACACUACAUGUUUAUCUCAGGGAACAUCUAAUUUGCAGAAAGCAAUAGAUGCUAAAAGCUGCCAUCUUAUGCAAAUACCUGUUAAUAAAGCAGAGAGAAAAACUGCCCCAAAUGACUUCAAGGAUGACUUUGCAAAUGUCCACACUCCCUAUGGCAGAGAAUGUCCUAUACACUUUGGAAAACCACUGUUUCAAAAUACCUCUCAACCAAAGCUAACAAAGCCAGUUUGCAGUAUUUCUUCUAAUUUGAGUUCCCAUUCUUGUAUCCAGGGAGAUGAUAAUCAAAAACACAAGUUAACUAAAAUAUCCAGCAGAGGUAAGUUUUCACCGCAGAAAACAAAAGUGGCCAUGGCUGAAAGCUUUCCUUUAGUCUCUUCACAUUGUCCUAAGACCUUGGAUAAAAGUCCCCUGUCCCCUGUAAAAUGGUCAAGACACAAAAAGAUGCAAAAUCCAAAUCAAAAUUCAAAAGUAGGCUUGAAUAACUGUAAGGUGUUAGCCCAUCCAGCAGCCAAGAACCUGCUCUCAGAAUCAACUACCCUGCCUCAGCAUCUUAUAGAGCCCGUCAGUAGUGAAGAGAAGCCAACUAGAGAUGUCCAUUGUGAUGUGCCACCAAUGGAGGCCAGAUCUCCAUCACCUCCCCUUCCUCCUGGCAGAUCAGCUUCACUGUUGAUUAAACCAAAUUAUGAACAUUCACCCCCUGCUCUUGACAAACCAGGGGCAGAUUUCCUCAGUGAGACAGUAAAAGAUGUUGUUCAGUUGUCACCGCUGAAAGGAAAUUCAGUGUCUCUUUGUCAUAACAUCACUGUCUGUGGGAUGCAAACUGAUAAACUGCCUGCAACACCUCAAGUUGAAUUAACCCAUUUUCAGGACAAGGGAGAAGGCAAAUGCAUAUCAGAAAAGUCCCUGGCCACGAACCAAGUCAUUUCCAAGAUUUUUACAAAGAAAAUUGGUCCCCCAAACUCUAACCCAUCUGUGUUCUGCAGUAAUAGAGAACUUUUUAAUUCUAGAGGUGUCCCUACAGCUUUCACACCACAAGAUACAAGCCCACUGUUUCAGGAGAUUGGUGUACCUCAGAAACCAAAGUUUCCAGAGAGUUUCUCCACUUCACCAGAGCAUCACAUAGGCACAGUUGGGGAGCAGACUGUUCUGCCUCAAAUUAGUCCUUCCCCAGUCCCACUGUUAUCUCAGGGGAGGGAUGAUGGAAACCUGUCUGACAAGGACCUGAAGCCCCAUCUGUCUAUGGGACUGAAAUUACUCAUAACGUCUCCCCGCUUUGUCAGAAAGAGUUCCACCGUGCCAGGGAAGCAGGAAAAGGACUGUAUGAAUGCAGCCUCUAAGUGCAGUGUAAAUUCAGAUAAACAGAGGCAAGGUGAAUCUUCCUCUCAAACCACCACAGACUUAGCUGACACUGAAGAAAGGAGUCCAGAGCCCCAAAUAAAGGAAAGUUUCUCAAAGAAGCUCAAAAUGGAUCCAGCCUUCCCCAUUUCCCCUGAAACUUGCAAUUUGAUAGAGCAAGACAGGUUGGAGAACAAAUCUGUUAAAAGGUCAGUUUCUUCUAGUAAUAAAGCAUACCUGAAGCCAGCUCUUGGUAUGACCGGAGCAAAGGCCCGUAGUCAAAGUUUCAGUAUUUAUACUGAGGAAAUACUGCCUGCAGAACGGUUGGGAAAAGUUAGAACACAGAUUAUAACAAAUACAUCAGAAAGAGGAAAUUCUUUAACCAGACAAAACUCAACAGUGGAGGGAUUACAAAUUACGACUGUUUCAGAAUCAUCUGGGACAACAGAGGCCAUUCCCGCAGUUUCUUGUAGUAGGCAAGGCAUUUGUGCAAAAGUGAGUAGUUCCGGUAGUCAGAUGAGUAGCCCAAGCAAACUGCCAUUUCAUGUGUCUCCAAAAGGAGAUUUAUUUGCCAGUGUUUUGAAAAAGGGGAUCCACAAAUCAGCAUCACAGAGUGAAGUUCAAAAUACAUCUGGCCAAGAUGAAAAAAGUGAUAUUUCCAAACAUCAGUUGGCAAUUGGAAAAAGGGUUACCCAGGCAGAAAUCAACCAAGCAAUCAGUAUUUCUUCAGAGCACAUUUUCCCACUUCAGAAAAAUGUGGACAGGAUUGUGUGUCACCGUAAAGCUGAAGGAAGCAAGACGGCAUUGCCAGAAGCAUGUCUAAAUGGUCCCGAAGCCUGUGCGAAGGUUUCCGUUUCAGCUACUUCACAUCCUACAAUAGAAGAAAAGGUCAUGUUGUGCAUACAAGAGAACAUGCAGAAAGGACAAGGGCAAAACCGAUCUGCCACUGAGAUGAAACAAAAAAACGGUGGGCCUUCUAUCGCCAGCUGGUUUGGUUUCCGUAAAAGUAAACUCCCAGCCUUGAAUAGCAGAAAAACGGAUACCUCAAAAGUAAAAGUAGAAAAGAAAGAUGCAAAAAGUUCAGCUUUUGGAAGUAAGCAAACAAAAUCUGAAAAAAGGAAAGACAAAAAGAAAAGUGAACAGCACUGUGAAGCAGAAAACGAGCUGAACAAGAAGACUUGUGGGGUGUUAGAUGGUGCUCCAAAAGGGAAAAAAAUGGCAAAAGCCAUACAUAGUAAUCUAAGCCAAGCAAGAUCUGAACAGAAGAGCAGCCCUACUGCUGCGUACUCAGGAAAAGACAACUUUAUGAAAGAGCUUUUACACAGAGUUGAUAAGAAAGCAGCCCAGCAGUCAGAAAGUGGAUCAAAAAAUGUUUCCUACAGGAGUGUGUCGAAGAGCAUAUCCCAGGGUUCUACUCUUCACAGCAACUCUGUCAAUACUCAAAAAAACCAGAAGAAAAGCAGCAAAACAAAGAUUGAUAUAGAAAUACCAAACGAGACCUUGGUCAAGGUAGUAAGAGAAAACUUUCAAGAGGAUGCAGAAGAUACCCUCACAGAUUCAACAAAUCAAAGCCAUUUAAUAGAAUCUUGUUGCCAAAUGAGGACGUUGGACAGUGGAAUAGGAACCUUUCCUCUCCCAGACUCAGGAAAUCGUUCAACAGGCCGACGUGUUUCUAAACAAGGACUGGAUUUAGAAAAUGAAGAUUUCACAUCACCUGAGCAAUCUUUUCCCCAGGCUCAUUCUGAGAAAGCCAAAACCCUAGAACGAGAAGUGCCUUCAACAACUAGUAAAAGCCAGGGAUCUGUAGAGAGCAUAAUUUCUCAUUCAGCAUCAGAUCCUGCAGUGACUGAUAGAGGUGUGCAGACUUUUCAGAGUCGUCUUCCAAAACCAGCUUCUUCAGGAAUAACAAGCCCUGUGAAAAAAAACAGUCAAGAAUUGAGUUCUUUGGCUUCUGCAUCAUUAGAACAUUCAGAAAAAGAAAAAAGUGGCAAUAUAAAGAUGUUUCCAGACUGGAGCAGCAAAAAUGCUAUCAAAGCCAAGAAAUUGAAGCAACCUGAGGAAACAAAAGAAGAGUCUGGGGGGAAAAAAGGAUACCUAAAAUUUGCCUUGAAUCUCUCAAUAAAUUUAAUAACAACAGAUGAAUUUUGUUGCGGAAAAAAGAACAGUCCAAACAAGGUUGAAGGGCAAGAAGAAAGUGAGAAGAAUGAAGAAAUGUCUCUAAAUAGUUCUUGAGGUAUAGAACAUGCAGAAUCUUCAAGUGAUUCUUUAUAUGACAGCUCCUCAUCCAGUGCAAGCUAACCGCCAUACCAUGUUUAAAGACUCUACAGUGAUGAAGCACUUA
This is a messenger RNA of Candoia aspera, 5781 nucleotides long. RefSeq names its product NCK associated protein 5 (gene NCKAP5). The coding region runs from base 300 to 5672 and encodes 1790 amino acids. NCBI's taxonomy places the organism in Eukaryota, Metazoa, Chordata, Lepidosauria, Squamata, Candoiidae. The record is from RefSeq and is a predicted model, not a curated record. Gene Ontology annotation, cellular component: microtubule plus-end. The transcript has 15 exons. Gene Ontology annotation, biological process: microtubule bundle formation; microtubule depolymerization.